Messenger RNA from Arvicanthis niloticus (Nile rat), 2551 nucleotides. It is a transcript of the gene Insyn2a, whose product is annotated as inhibitory synaptic factor 2A. Gene Ontology annotation, cellular component: postsynaptic density. Gene Ontology annotation, biological process: inhibitory postsynaptic potential. The record is from RefSeq and is a predicted model, not a curated record. Lineage: Eukaryota; Metazoa; Chordata; Mammalia; Rodentia; Muridae.
ACAGGCGACUGGCGCGCAGCUCCGGGUGCCCUCUCUACAAUCCUCUGGCCGCUCGGCUCCAUAGAGUAGCCGGGACCUGGAGCCUCGGCCAGGACUCCCCUCCCGCUCCCUCCCCGUCUCCGCCCCCUCCUCCCGGCCCCGGCUCCCGGAUCUCGCCGAAGACAAUUGCAGUAAAUGAGGACAUCUGAGGAGCACGGAGCCGGGUGGCUGUGGCUGGCUCCGCCGCGCCGCGAUCGGGCGAGCGCGCGGGCGUCCCCGGAGCCGGCCGAGCCACUGCCUCCCCGUGCGCGUCGCUGAGCAGGAGCCGAAGGGACUCGAGCUGCGGCGCGGGGGCCGGCCGGGCCGGGCGGGCCGGGCCCGUGGCAGUGGAGGGGGCGGGCGGCGGGCACGCAGCUGGCCAAGUCCCCGGAGCCGAGCCUCCUUCAGCGCGAGCCCGGCGAUUCUUGCCGUGGAUGCUCUGCCCCGAGUGCUCCGUGUCGCGCCAGGCUUGCCAGGGUCCGCGGCAAGACAUGCCCGAGCCAGGCGCUGCACCGACCUCCACUUAUCAGUAAGCAGCCAAAGGCACCAUGGUCAGCAAGGACUCCAGCAGAUGCAUACUCACGACACCAGAGCAGGAAGUGGAGCCUGCCGCCUGCCUGGCCCUGGAGAUGAGAUAUGCCCUGGACCCUAACCGGCAGAUCAAAAAGCGAAACAAAGCUCUGCAGGUGCGCUUUAAGGAUAUCUGUGAGGCCCAGAAUGAGCAGAGAGACACACAGUUGUCUUCGGGACCUCUGGGGGAGAAGCGAGAGGCCAAGGCUGUGUCCUGCAGGGUGGCCUAUCGUAAGUAUAUGACAGUGCCGGCACGCCGAUCCAUUCCCAAUGUCACCAAGAGCACCGGUGUGCAGACCUCACCGGACCUUCGCAAGUGUUACCAGACAUUCCCGCUGGACCGCAAGAAAGGCAGUCUCAAAGGCUUGCCGGCUGCAGAUGCCUUCAAAAGCCAGAACAAUGGGUUUCUAGCAGAUUCAAAGGAGAAGAGCGAGGCAGGAUCCAUGGAGGACCCUCAGCCUUGCAGUGCAGGAAGGAUUCACAAGACCACAGCAUUGGUUUUCCAUUCCAACGAGCACGUGAAUGCACUGGACCAGCCUUCUGGGGUCAACUGUGCAGAGCUCUGCAAGACUCCAGAGGUGCUUAGCUACCCCGAGGCUCUUUUGCAGAACUCUCGGCCUCCCUCUGAGGAGCCCAUCCACCAGCUGCAGGGGAGAGCUAAGCUUGACAGGGGCACCCUGGACUCAGAGGAGCCCACUCCACUCACCCAUGGAAGGGUGUUUAAAACAGAGGUCGCCACUGUGUAUCCGCCUGCCAUCAGUACCAGGGCCCCUGAGCCUGGCUUGUCAAACUCUGCUGCUGCCAGCCAAUGGUCUCUCUGCCCUGCAGAUGAGGAGCAGAGGCGAGCUGCCCACCUCAAUGGGCUGCAGGCAUCCACAGGCUCUGCUGUGGCCUGCUCAACCCCAGUGCAGUGCCUGUCCCCAGAAUGUACCGAACAGCCCCUGCAGAACCAGCCUAGCCCCACAGCUGGGGUAGGGGAUGAAGAACGCCAACAAAUUGUGCCUCACACAGAGGUGGUAGACCUCAAGGCCCAGCUGCAGGUGAUGGAGAACUUAAUCAGCUCUAGCCAGGAGACCAUCAAAGUGCUGCUGGGGGUUAUUCAGGAGCUGGAGAAAGGAGAAGCCCAUCGGGAAGGGCUUUCAUAUCGGACGGGGCAAGACACAGCUAAUUGUGACACGUGCAGGAACAGUGCAUGUAUUAUCUAUAGUGUGGAGCUGGAUUUUAAGCAACAAGAAGACAAACUGCAGCCUGUGCUGAGAAAACUGCACCCUGUCGAGGAAACUCAGGUCAUCCCUUCGCCUUACACUCAGGAGACUCACUCCUCCACGCCCAAGCAAAAAUCCAAAACUGAGUCCAAAAAGCAUGGAAGGUGGAAACUCUGGUUUCUUUGAGACUCGUGGGCUCGGGAAGACCCAGACCGUCUUUUAAACACACUGGGAUUUAAGUGAGUCCUUUUCCGAAGCGGAUAGGAUCAAGGGAACUGCGGUGCCAACGCGUGCUCCCUGCUUCUCGCCCUGCGUACCAAAAAGGCCUUUGCACCAACAGAUAAUUAGCAGCAAGGGAGUGACUGUCACCCCUUGCCAGCUGUCCUUUGCAGUUCACUGGUAUGGGGUAUAAAGUCUGAAAUAAAACUUACAUAGUCAAAGAUAAGGAAAAACUCUAACCCCCCAACAGCGCCCCCUGACCUAAGAAUGAGUAUUGAGAUGCCAAUGUUCCACACGGCAGGCUGUCUUUGUAGACAGUGGAACUUGUCAUUAUUUUUGGCUAUUAUUAUUAAUUUUUUUUUUAAUGAGAAGAGAAAGCAAGCCUUGUGUUGGCAAAGGACUUCAUUUUUACCUUUCAUUAUGAAAUAAGCAGGGGCGAGUGCAGUUCUCAGCACAUUCAAUUCUGGAGAAAGCACAAUUUUUUUCAAGUGGUCGGAGACCAUGAAUAAUCUCGAAAAAUGUGACUCUAUGUAUAUCUG